UUUCCCUCCGAUGUCGAUAACUUGCUGAGUUAUUGGAAACCUGACUGUAUUUGGAAAUGUGGGGAGAAAGAGAGCGAGGGAGAGGGCGAGGAUUCUGGUCAUGUUGAGCGUGGACCGCACGUUUUGAUCUGUUAUCACAGCCGGGGCAGAGAGGUGGACAGCACAGUGACGAAGUUCAGAGCGGUGUGUUGUCUAAAAGAACCAACAGGUAGCGGCUCCUGCACAGAGAGAGAGGGAGAGAGAGAGAGAGAAAGAACUCGCUGACACACCAUGCAAUCACAGAUCCAGAAGAAGAGUUUGGUAGAUACAUGCAAACUCAAGAACAGCUGGAUAAAAGAAGGGCUCGCCGAAUUUUUGGGAACAUUUAUUCUGAUUCUGUUUGGUUGUGGGUCUAUCGCCCAGUCAGUGCUGAGCAGAGGAGUAAGUGGCAACAUGUUGACUUCUUCUAUUGGCUUUCCAUUUGGCGUUACCAUUGCUGUUUAUGCUACAAUAGGAGUGUCAGGGGGACACCUGAACCCUGCUAUUUCACUGUCAAUGUGUGUGCUGGGGCGGCUUCAGUGGCUGAAACUUCCUGUCUACUGCUUCGCUCAGUUCGUCGGAGCUUUUAUUGGUUCAGCGGCAGUUUUUGGUCUUUAUUAUGAUGCCUUCAUGACUUUUGAUGGUGGGAACUUGACAAUAACUGGUCAAAAUGCAACAGCGCAGAUUUUCUCCUCUUAUCCAGCUCCACAUCUGUCCUUUGUAAAUGGAUUUGCAGACCAGAUUGUGGGCACAGCCGCACUGCUUUUCUCCAUUUUGGCCAUCUUGGACUCCAAGAACAAUCGUGUUCCCAAAGGUCUCGAGCCAGUAGUGAUUGGUCUGAUCAUUAUGGUUAUCAGUCUUUCAAUGGGCUUCAACUGCGGUGGUCCCAUAAAUCCAGCUCGUGACCUGGGACCACGUCUCUUCACUGCUGUAGCCGGAUGGGGAAUUGAGGUUUUCAGAGCUGGUGACGGCUGGUGGUGGGUUCCCGUCAUUGCACCCUUGAUCGGGGGCAUCCUGGGCGCUUCCAUAUAUAUUCUGUUCAUUGAACUUCACCACAAAGAAAAGGUCCUAGAGGAGGUCCGCUGUACUAAAGAGCAGCAAGCCGAGGGAAAGUCAAAAUAUGAAAUGAUUUCUGUACACUGUAACAAAUAAUGCAAGGUAUUGAGGGAAGAGCCAAAUACCAGAGUUGAAUUCUGGGCCUGUGAAGAGAAUAUAAAUUAAUUUCAAAGGUUUUUUUUCUAUUAUUCUCCUGACAAAUCAGUUGCGUGAUGAUGGUUAUAAUUCUACUUUUAGCAAUUAUGCAAAGUAUACGCAAAUAAUGUCAUGUUCUGCAGUUGUAAGACUGUUUAACAUCAAUAUAGAGAAUUGAGAUCAAUGCAAUAUCCAAUUUCAUUUACAAGUGAGUAACUCAUGUGUAACAAAGUUCUGAAUAAUAUUUGGAGCACCCUUGAAAUAUAAGGACUAUAUAAGUUAUUGGCACCAUAGAUCUUAACAAGCUUAAUCAGCUGCUUCCCAAGUUCAUGCUGUACAUUAUAUGACCUUGUCCUAUGUACCCUGCUUAUGUCACACAUCUACAUUUUUUUAUAUAUUUCAGUAUACAGCUUGCACUUAGUCUGAUGUCACAGUGAUGAUUAACAUUGUUCUGGAAGUCACACACCACACAAAAAUGUGGCAUGCCAAUGACCUUACUGAUGAGAGUGUCAUGCAAGGGUACUUAAGGAGAUACCACACAUUAGAAAGAUGAAUUUACAUUUAUCUUAUGUAUUAAUAGGGUCUUUUAAUGGAUUUUGCAAAUUUAACUUAAAGUUUGACAUUUUUAUCUCCACAAGCCAAUGCCAAAAUAUUUCUAGGUCUUGCUCCACAGAAUAAGUAAAAUGCAUUUGAGUAAAUUUUAUAUCAAAAAAUAAACUUAAGAUUAUUGCA
Molecule: messenger RNA, 1941 nt
Organism: Pristis pectinata (smalltooth sawfish)
Lineage: Eukaryota; Metazoa; Chordata; Chondrichthyes; Rhinopristiformes; Pristidae
Product: aquaporin-9-like
Exons: 6
Coding region: 271-1170 (299 amino acids)
Biological process (GO): water transport; glycerol transmembrane transport
Cellular component (GO): basolateral plasma membrane; plasma membrane
Molecular function (GO): urea transmembrane transporter activity; water channel activity; glycerol channel activity
Source: RefSeq, a predicted model, not a curated record